Folsomia candida is the source of this 1722-nucleotide messenger RNA. RefSeq names its product syntaxin-7. Gene Ontology annotation, cellular component: synaptic vesicle; endomembrane system; membrane. The record is from RefSeq and is a predicted model, not a curated record. Bases 532 to 1356 code for a protein of 274 amino acids. Lineage: Eukaryota; Metazoa; Arthropoda; Collembola; Entomobryomorpha; Isotomidae. The transcript is spliced from 7 exons. Gene Ontology annotation, molecular function: SNARE binding; SNAP receptor activity. Gene Ontology annotation, biological process: vesicle fusion; vesicle-mediated transport; intracellular protein transport.
CUAAUAUGCAGGAUCUGCUGAUCUGAACUUUCUCCACUUGAAAACCACUCAUCCUACCCACACGCAUACAUUGUUAUUACACAUAUCUGAAUAAAAACAGCAUUCUUGACGUUUCACUCAAACAGCAAACAUUAUUAUCUCGUGGAUUUAUUUAGCUAUCUGUCAUCGCCAUUCGUAAUAAAAUAAGUACAAUAAUUUUUCUGCGCAUAAACUUUGGACAACAACAUUUUAAGAUUCAGCAGAAGGUGGGUGUUUAUAGACAAAAACAUUGUUGAACUGCGUGACCUUGCUGAUUAAGCACCCAGCAGUCGGAGAAAGUGUGAGACGACUGAACGAGAAGGAGAUUCGCUAAAAAAUUUGGGCCACGACGUCCUGCGUCACAAUUUCUUUCUUUCACCACCAGAUUGUCAGUAAUUGAUAAAAGUGACUUAUAGGCCAAGGACGAGGAGAUAGACGUAUAUGCAGAUACGGCAUAUUUGUUACAAGUGGUAGAAGCCCAAGAGGAAAACAGUGCGAUAUAGGUAGAUUUUGAUGUCUUGGAUUAUUCAACGGGACAGUUAUCAAAAGUUGAACAGAGAAAUGGAUUCCUUAUAUCAAAACUAUUCGACGACGGACUUUCACCGCAUGGCACAAGCGAUAGCAUCGAAUAUUCAGAAAAUUACACAAAAUGUGGCAUCCAUUACACGAAUGGUUGGUCAGAUUGGAUCAUCGGUGCAUGACUCCUCACCUGAAUUACGUAGUCAGUUACAUAAAAUUACUCAUUACACUGGACAAUUGGCAAAAGACACAAACGGAGAGUUGAAGGAGUUAAAUAAAUUCAAUCUAAAUGACCAGCGUCAACUGAAACUCCAAAGAGAGAAAUUAACGUCAGAUUUCUCUGCGGUGUUAAACUCAUUCCAAAAUAUUCAAAGAACUGCUGCCCAAAAGGAGAAAGAGUCUUUGAAAGCCUCCUCAUCCACAAAAGUACCUUUUUUGGAAGGCCCUAAUCAGCAAGCGACUAAUCAGCAGCAUGGACAACGACAGCAACAAAUGUUAUUCCAAGAUUUGCAAGAAGAUGAACAGGAAGUGGAACAAUUGAGACUGCGAGAACAAGCCAUCAGACAAUUGGAGUCUGAUAUUCUUGAUGUCAACCAAAUAUUUAAAGAGUUGGCCACCAUGGUUUAUGAUCAAGGAGAAGUUGUGGAUUCCAUUGAAUCGCAUGUCGAAUCUGCCCAGAUUGAAGUCAGCCAAGGGGCUAGUCAACUGGAACGUGCCCAUACAUACCAGAACCAAGCGAGACGUAAACAGCUUUGUAUUAUUUGUACCUGCAUUGGCGUUCUCAUCGUUUUCAUUUUGAUACUGUAUUACUCAUUCUAAUCAAACCGUUUUUUCACGCUGCUUACUCCACAAUUUUUGGACCACAAAGGGAAGAAAACGUCGCAACUACUUCUACUUUCUCCUGAUCGUUACGAUUCUAAUAAUAGCCAUAUUAAUCACGAUAAAAAUGUUUGAAUAAGCUACAUGCCAUUGUUAUCACGUAUGUGCACUCCUUUAAUGUCAUACAUAUGCAUUAUAUUAAACGAAAUAAUAUAAUUCAAUAUAGAGUUACAACUUUUGCAGACUAUUUAUUUGACUUAUUGAAUGCAAAUCAUUAUUAAUGAACCAGAUCAUUGAAUUUUAUUUUUGUAAGUGAUAAUAUGGUAAUAUACGCGUGAUUUCAAUAAACAGGAAGGAACAAAGCUC